Molecule: messenger RNA, 2244 nt
Organism: Zootoca vivipara (common lizard)
Lineage: Eukaryota; Metazoa; Chordata; Lepidosauria; Squamata; Lacertidae
Gene: RXRG
Product: retinoid X receptor gamma
Biological process (GO): regulation of DNA-templated transcription
Cellular component (GO): nucleus
Molecular function (GO): sequence-specific DNA binding; zinc ion binding; nuclear steroid receptor activity
Source: RefSeq, a predicted model, not a curated record
CUUCCCCAUUUAAUUCCCCCAGCUUUUGAUUUGUGACCUAUACCAGCGCUGUGAUGCAUUGAUUGGUCUUGUCGCUGAUGGAUUAGCUACCAAUAUAACACACUGCAAGUUUGCAGGGAACACACACACACACACACAGAGAGAGAGAGAGAGAGAGAGAGAGAGAGAGAGAGAGAGAGAGAGAGAGAGAGAGAGAGAGAGAGAGAGAGAGAGAGAGAGAGAGAGAGAGAGAGAGAGAGAGAGAGAGAGAGAGAGAGAGAGAGAGAAGCCCUGCCCAUAACAGAAUGGGAAAGGAGCAGCAGCUGAAAACUGCCUGAUUCUUCCAGCUCCUGUCUUCAGGGCGAGCAGAGCUUCUCUACACGAUUUCUUCUCCACUUGAGGAGGCAGCUAGCCUGGAAUUGCUGGAGAGAGUGUCAGGUUUGCAAAGCAAAACGGAACACUUUACGGAUCUUGGAGGCACCCUCUGCCAUUGCAGUGAAGAGAUGAACUGAAGAUUAAACAUGUACGGGAAUUAUCCACACUUCAUUAAGUUUCCCACAGGCUUUGGGAAUUCUCCAGUUCACAGCAAUUCUGCACCUGGAAAUCUGGGAUCGGGCCUUCCCACAGGGAAUUCCUUAGAUGGCACGUCCAACUAUCUUGAGUCUCCCCUCAGUGCUUCAAGGACUCUCUCUUCGCCUAUGAACUCAGUUAAUACAAUGAGCUCUCCGUACAGAGUGCUCACGUCCUCUAUGGGAUCGCAUCCCGUUCCUUUGUCUUCACCAGCAGGCGUGAAUUUUGCUGCACACACUAGCCCCCAGCUUAAUGUCAUGAAUAGUGUCAGCAGUUCUGAAGACGUCAAGCCUUUGCCGGGCCUGCAAGGGAUGGGAGCCAUGAAUUACUCAUCCACAAGCCCAGGAUCGCUGACCAAGCACAUCUGUGCGAUUUGUGGGGACAGAUCAUCAGGGAAGCACUAUGGGGUAUACAGCUGCGAGGGCUGCAAAGGCUUCUUCAAGCGGACCAUCAGGAAGGACCUCAUCUACACAUGCCGCGAUAACAAGGACUGCCUGAUUGACAAGCGUCAACGGAAUCGCUGCCAGUACUGCCGCUACCAGAAAUGUCUAGCGAUGGGGAUGAAGAGGGAAGCGGUUCAAGAGGAGAGGCAGAGAAGCAGAGAGCGGAGUGAGAAUGAAGCUGAGUCUACAAGCAGCUGUGGCAGCAGCAAUGAAGACAUGCCUGUGGAGAGGAUUUUAGAGGCUGAAAUGGCUGUUGAGCCCAAAACCGAAUCUUACAGUGAUAUGAAUGCUGAAAACUCAACCAACGAUCCUGUCACCAACAUAUGCCAUGCAGCUGACAAACAACUCUUCACGCUGGUGGAAUGGGCCAAGCGAAUCCCACAUUUCUCAGACUUAACACUGGAAGACCAAGUUAUCCUCCUCCGAGCAGGUUGGAAUGAGCUGCUGAUUGCCUCUUUUUCCCAUCGCUCUGUCUCUGUCCAGGAUGGCAUCCUGCUGGCCACAGGCUUACAUGUGCAACGGAGCAGUGCGCACAGCGCCGGAGUGGGCUCCAUUUUCGACAGGGUCCUUACUGAGCUGGUAUCCAAAAUGAAAGACAUGCAGAUGGACAAAUCUGAGCUGGGGUGCCUACGAGCCAUUGUCCUGUUCAAUCCAGAUGCCAAGGGUCUGUCUAGUCCUGCAGAGGUGGAAUCGCUACGUGAGAAAGUUUAUGCAGCUCUGGAGGCAUACACCAAACAGAAAUAUCCUGAGCAACCGGGAAGGUUUGCCAAGCUCCUCCUGAGGCUGCCGGCCUUGCGAUCUAUCGGCCUGAAAUGCCUGGAGCACCUCUUCUUCUUCAAGCUGAUCGGGGACACCCCCAUCGACACUUUUCUCAUGGAAAUGCUGGAGACACCCCUGCAGAUUACUUGACCCUGAAAAUGGAUUGAGGAGGUGUAGAAACGAAGGAGGGGACAGAGAGGUUGAAGGCUGAUGAUGGUUUCCACUUAGGAGGGUGUGGUCCUGGUCUACUUGUGUCCGUUCCCAUUCAGGGUGUGUGGGGGGGGAGUAAUAAGGGGAUGGUGGCACCUCUGUGAGCAUUUAGUGUCCAAAAGACAGGAUUCUAUGUGGCUGCGGCUAUGUUGCUUUUACCCCUGGCUGGCAGCAUGGUGGGCCUGUCCUAUAGCUUGUCGGUAACAAAACGGUGCCACCUGUACAAAUAAAUGAGUUUAAAUUAUUUUUUCACUUCCAAUAAAAACGAGAAAUAAAAUAAUAU